This is a messenger RNA of Chionomys nivalis (European snow vole), 1545 nucleotides long. RefSeq names its product butyrophilin subfamily 2 member A2. The transcript has 7 exons. Gene Ontology annotation, cellular component: external side of plasma membrane. Gene Ontology annotation, biological process: T cell receptor signaling pathway; regulation of cytokine production. Lineage: Eukaryota; Metazoa; Chordata; Mammalia; Rodentia; Cricetidae. Gene Ontology annotation, molecular function: signaling receptor binding. Bases 1 to 1545 code for a protein of 514 amino acids. The record is from RefSeq and is a predicted model, not a curated record.
AUGGAGCCUGCUACUUCCCUGCAGUCUUGCCUGCUAGCCUCCCUUUUCUUCUUCCUGGUCCUCAGCUUGUUUGUGCUGGUCUCAGCCCAAUUUACUGUCGUGGGACCAGCUGAGCCCAUCCUGGCCAUGGUAGGAGAAAAUACCACACUGCACUGCUGCCUGUCACCAGAGAGAAAUGCAGAAGACAUGGAGGUACGGUGGUUUCGGUGGCAUUUCUCCCCUGCAGUGCUGGUGUACAAAGGCCAUCAAGAGAGAACAGAGGAGCAGAUGGUUGCAUAUCAAGGAAGAACCACCUUCGUGAGCACAGAUAUCAGCAAGGGAAGAGUGGCGCUCAUCAUCCACAAUGUCACAGCCUAUGACGACGGUAUCUACGGCUGUUACUUCCAGCAAGGCAGGUCCUAUGAUCAGGCCAUCAUGAGGCUCCUGGUGGCAAGCCUGGGCUCUAAGCCCCUCAUUAACAUGAAGACCCUUGAGGAUGGGAGCAUCUUGCUGGAGUGCACAUCUGAAGGGUGGUACCCGGAGCCCCAAGCUGUGUGGAGAGACCCCUAUUAUGAAGUCGUGCCUGCCCUGGAGGAAGACUAUACAGCUGACAGAGGAGGCCUCUUCACGGUCACCAUGAAUGUGAUCAUCAGAGACUGUUCUGUGAGGAACAUGACCUGCUCUGUUAACAACACCCUGCUCAACCAGGAGAUGGAGAGUGUGGUUUUCAUUCCAGAAUCCUUCGAGCCCAGCCUUUCUCUCUGGAUGGUGGCCAUGGCUGUCGCUCUGCCUGUUCUAAUGUUGAUCCUUCUCACGUCUGGAAGUAUCUUCCUUGUCAAGAAGCAACACAGGAAAAAAUUGAUCUUGUCCGCUGAGAAAGAAGUCGAAUAUGAAGAAAAAGAAGCUGCACGGCAACUUCAAGAAGAAUUACGAUGGCGAAGAACCCUCUUACAUGCCGCUGAUGUGCUUCUGGAUCCAGAUACAGCUCAUCCUGAGCUCUUCCUGUCAGAUGACCAGAGAAGUGUGAGACGAGGUGCUUCGAGGCAGAGCGUGCCUGACAACCCUGAGAGAUUUGACUGCCGGCCCUGUGUCCUGGGCCGGGAGAGCUUCUCCUCAGGGAAGCAUUACUGGGAGGUGGAGGUGGAAAACGUCAUGGUAUGGGCCAUUGGCAUUUGUAGAGACAAUGUUGAAAGGAAAGGGGAGGCGCUGUUGGUUCCUCAGAAUGGCUUCUGGACCCUGGAGAUGUUUGGAAACCAGUACAGAGCCCUGUCCUCCCCAGAAACUAUCAUACCUCUGAAAGAGCGUCUUCACCGAGUGGCCAUCUACCUGGACUGUGAAGCUGGAGAUGUUUCUUUCUACAACAUGAGAGACAGAUCACACAUCUACACAUGUCCCCCUGUGGCCUUCGCUGGACCGCUGAGACCUUUCUUUAGGCUUGGUUCUGAUGAUAGUGCCCUCUUCAUCUGCCCAGCAUUCACAGGGGCUCAGGGAGUCACAAUACCUGAGGGUGGGCUGAUCCUAUAUAGGACAAGACCAGUUUCUCAGAGCCAUGGAAAAAAGCCAUAG